UCACUUUAUCGCAUAAACAAGUUUGCUUCAGUGUGGCUGCCACACCUGAGCAUGUUGAAUGGAGAGAAGAAGACAUGGCAGGCAAACAACUCCACCCCCUUCGCUCCCGUCCUGUUGAGAAAUCUCCUGAGAUAUUCAUCCGAGAGCUUCAUCCAAAGCUGCUCCUCCGCUCCGACACCGAAGCGCAACAACAGCGGUUCAACUCAGGAAGAGAAGACAGACUGUGAACAUACGUCGUCAUGAACUGGGCAUUCCUCCAGGGCCUCCUCAGUGGGGUGAACAAAUACUCCACAGCCUUCGGCAGAGUGUGGCUCUCUAUCGUGUUCCUCUUCAGGGUCAUGGUUUUUGUGGUGGCAGCAGAGAAGGUGUGGGGUGAUGAACAGAAAGACUUCAAAUGCAACACGGUUCAACCUGGGUGCCACAACGUGUGCUACGACCACUUCUUCCCCGUGUCCCACGUGCGGCUGUGGGCCCUGCAGCUUAUCUUUGUCACCUGCCCCUCUCUCCUGGUGGUGAUGCAUGUGGCCUACAGGGACGAUAGGGAGCGGAAACACCGGCUCAAGUAUGGCGAGAACUGCCGCAGCCUCUACCUGAACACGGGCAAGAAGCGUGGAGGCCUGUGGUGGACCUAUGUCCUCACAUUGGUCUUCAAAAUAGCUGUGGACACCACUUUUGUCUACCUCCUCUUCCACAUCUAUGAGGGUUACGACUUCCCCUCUCUCAUCAAGUGCGAACAGAAGCCCUGCCCCAACAAGGUGGACUGCUUCAUCGCUCGACCCACCGAGAAACGGAUCUUCACCAUCUUCAUGGUGGUCACCAGCCUGGCCUGCAUUCUCCUCUCCAUUUUCGAAAUUGUCUACCUGGUUGGCAAGCGCUGCCGUGAAUGUUUUUCAUCGAUUCACAACUCUCGCCGCAGCACGAACCGCAGAUCAAUUGAGUCAAAUGGCAUAAUGAUUCCUGGGAAAGGCACCCCUGAGACGCCUGCUCCUUCAUACAGCCUUGUCACAUCCUGAGAUACAUGAGAUUAAAGGGAAAGACUUAAUGACUGUGGUGGGAAAGGAAACAAGUCCCUCCUCCCUCUACAGGCACUUCCUUAAAAGACUUGUCAGCAGACAUUUUGUGCUCAGAGACUGAACUACGAUUCAUAUAGUUCUUUACUGUUUUUGUAUCAACUGUCAAAGACUUAAAAAACGUGUGCUCACUGUUGUGUGUUUUGGGUCAGAGUAUUUUUUUUACAGAUGAAGCUCAGCCUUGCAAAGAAAAUCAAGUUAGUGUGAUUCAGAUGUAGCCUACAGUCCAAUAACAUGAGUCACUCCAUGGUUUUGGCGAUGGUUUUACAAACACAUGUGGUUUUCUGUGUAAAGUUUUCCCUCUGCUCAGAACUCAACCCAGAACUGUUUAGUUCAAGCUGUACUGUGUCUCUUUCCCCUUCACUCACACGAUCAUUUCUGAUCCUUUGGGAGUGUCUUACAUAAUUUAUCAUAGGGUUUGACAAACAGACCUGACUUGUUUUUAAACUGCUUCCUAUACACAGGCAAAAUAGUGCAAUAAGGUUGAAAUGCAGGGUUGUAAACACAUAUAUCAGGAUGUGUUGCUGCAAAGUUGUUAAUAAUAUUUUUCAAUAAAGAUAAUAAUGUUUCA
Messenger RNA from Eleginops maclovinus (Patagonian blennie), 1641 nucleotides. Its product is annotated as gap junction beta-4 protein-like. The coding region runs from base 240 to 1013 and encodes 257 amino acids. Gene Ontology annotation, molecular function: gap junction channel activity. The record is from RefSeq and is a predicted model, not a curated record. Gene Ontology annotation, cellular component: connexin complex. Gene Ontology annotation, biological process: cell-cell signaling. NCBI's taxonomy places the organism in Eukaryota, Metazoa, Chordata, Actinopteri, Perciformes, Eleginopidae. The transcript has 2 exons.